AAUAAUAAAACUAAAGCAUAAAAAUAUCAGAAAUACUAAUCUAUACAUAUGUAGGUGUGAGUAUAUAGUAUAUAACCUAGGUCAAUAUUGUUUAUAGUGGCGUGUGAAUGUGCGCAACAACAAAUAAAACAACAACAGCAAUCAUAGUGCUCACACACGCACACAUAAAAUAAACAAAAGCAGCAGAGAUACUAAAUAUACACACGCACACGCAUUCGCUUGCAUGUAUGUGUGCAUGAUACGGAAAUUCGCAGCAGCGACAAAUUAAACUUGAAAAACUUAUUAAUUGUAUAAAGCAGUCAGCAUUAGAAAUAAGCAGCGCAGCAGAAACGAACGUCACCAAAGCAUACGUCGUCUCACACACCUACACAUUGACAACAUGCCUGUGUACAUGUAUGAGAACAGUCCGCAAUUAUAAAACGCAAAUCGCUCUCUUUGUGACUAAAGCUCUCCCUCUCACAAACGAUUAAGAACAGUCAACUGUGGACUACGUCAACUGCGACGCGACGCUCAAUUCUUAUACAAUUUCAAUAACAGACCGCGACGAUCGCUGCGCUCGUUCAGUCAACGCCGCUGCCUCGCGUAACUUGGUUCUGCUUCUAACGGACUCGCAAAUCGUACAAUUUUUUGGUAACUGCCCGAACGGCAAGUGCACACAAACGUUGAGAGAGAGAGAGAGAGAGAGAGAUAAAGAGAGAGUGUGUGUGUUUGUGUUUGUGUAACGAUUACCGAUUUCGAUUUCGCGGCGAAUCUUUUUGCCUCCGUCUCAAGUGCGCAACAGUGAAAAAGUUCUACAAACACUUGCCACUCGUCGAUUCGCGUGACAACAAGUGUUUCACCAACUAACUGUACACACUACAAUCGCUAAAAAAUAAACCUCAAGCAAAAAUUAAAAAGUACUUGCAUUUGGAUUUUGGAAUAACACACAUCUAAGCAAGCCAAAAGGAAUAUAUCAAUAUUUUUGUGGAUUUUUUUCAAUUUUAUGAUUCAUCCACAACCAACAUGGUGUACUACUCGGCUAACCAGUUGCUUAUAAAGACGGAGCAACCCAGUCAAACGCAGUUCUGUCUACAGGCGCCACUCACUGUGACGUCCAACGGUGUUGGUGUUGGGGCAGCGCCACCUAGCGGCCAGCAUGAGCACUACGAGCUGUUGCAGACGCCACAACAGCGACAAUUGCAGUUGCAACAACAGCAACAGCAGCAGCAACAACAGCUUGCCAAUUAUCAACUGGCCUUGCAACAGCAACAACAACAGCAUCAGCAACAUGAAAGUAUUACAUCAACAACAGUUGAUGCUGCAACACCAACAACAACAACAGCAACACAGCAGCAGCAAUGCAUCAAAACAGAGUUGCCACUGUCCUUUGCGGCAGCAACAACAACAGCUGUCACAUCCAAAGUGGCAGCAACAACAACAACAACAAGGAAACCAAACGCCAACAAGCCGCAAUUCAAGUGUGAGCAAUGUGGCAUGACCUUUGGCAGCAAAUCGGCGCACACGUCGCACACAAAAUCGCAUGCGAAAAAUGCGGACAUGGCGUUGGGUCUCAAGGGCAGUGCAAUAGGUGGCGCCACCUCAGCCAACUCGUUGCCCAUUGAGCUGAAUGAGGCCGGGCUGCCACUGGGCAUCCCAAAGAGUCCGACCAUCAAACCGCUGCCCAAUGUUGCCGCUGGAGCCGAUCCCUAUCAGUGCAACGUCUGCCAGAAGACAUUUGCGGUGCCUGCGAGACUGAUCCGUCACUACAGGACGCACACAGGAGAACGUCCUUUCGAGUGCGAGUUCUGCCACAAGCUGUUCAGUGUGAAGGAGAACCUGCAGGUGCAUCGACGCAUCCACACGAAGGAGCGACCCUACAAAUGCGAUGUGUGCGGACGUGCGUUUGAGCACUCCGGCAAGCUGCAUCGCCACAUGAGGAUCCAUACGGGCGAGCGUCCGCACAAGUGUUCCGUCUGCGAGAAGACGUUCAUACAGUCCGGCCAAUUGGUAAUACACAUGCGCACGCAUACGGGCGAGAAGCCGUACAAGUGCCCGGAGCCGGGCUGUGGCAAGGGAUUCACAUGCUCCAAGCAACUGAAGGUGCACUCCAGAACGCACACUGGCGAGAAGCCAUAUCAUUGUGACAUUUGCUUCCGCGACUUUGGCUAUAACCAUGUGCUGAAGCUGCAUCGCGUGCAACAUUAUGGUGCCAAGUGCUACAAGUGCACCAUCUGCGACGAGACGUUCAAGAACAAGAAGGAGAUGGAGGCCCACAUCAAGGGACAUGCCAACGAGCUGCCCGACGAUGAGGUUGAAGCGGCAGCAGCAGCAGCAGCAUCAGCAUCGGCUGCCAGUGGAUCAGCCUCCUCCAUUGCCAGCAACUCGGAGAGCAGCAACAAUUCGCCACCAAGUUCGCCGCCAGCCGUGAAGAAGCCACGUCAAGCACGUGGCGUCAAAGCAGCAGCAGCAGCGGCAGUUGCCACAGUUGCCACAGCUGUUGUUGCAACACCAUCGCCACUCUCGCCCAGCUCCGUCAGUUCCAACUACUCGCCAUCGAGCAGUCAAGCAUCGCCGCCUCCGCAAUUCCUGACGACGGAUGCACUCAGUCGUGAUAGUGGCGUCUCCAGUGCCCAGCAUGUGCACAGCUAUCCGGAUGAGGAGCUGCCCACGGAUCUGAGCAUGCAACAGCCACAGCAGAUGAUCUACUAUCAACAGCAGCAGGCGGCAAUAAGUGCACCCAGUUUAGUGCUGGAGCUGCAACAACCUGCGGCAGCUGGACUGACCAUCAAUCCAGCGCUGCUUGAGGCGGCCAGCAUUGCACGCCGCGAUCAUGACCAGGCGGAUGAGCAGCAAACGGGCAAUGAGCAUGACAACGAUGAGGAUGUGCAGGCGGCGGCCUGGCAAAUGAUGCAGCUGCGACGUGGACAUGCAGCGACGCCCACGCCUGCUCCGGCACAGACACAGCCACAACCACAACAACCGCAACAACACCAACCACAACAACAACCUACGCUGCAUGUGAGCGAUCUGGCGGCCAAUUAUGAUGACACCCAUGAGGCGAACGUGCUCAUUGAGCACUUCAAACGCGGCGAUCUGGCGCGUCAUGGACUGCACAAGGGCUAUGCGCCAGUGCCCAAGUAUGAAUCUGCCCUGCCCAAUCCGGAUAUUGUGCGUCGCGUCGAGGCGGCAAUUGGACUGCGCUCGAGCACAGAAUCUCCGGAGCGCAGUUCCUCGCCGGAAAGCGAUUCCCUGAUGAUGGCCGAUCGGAAUGUGAUGACAUUGCCGCUGCGCAAGCGCAAGCAUUAUAUGAACGAGGGCGAUGCCAGCAAAGGAGUCAGCAAUGGCGCCACAAAUGGCAAUGAUAAUGUUGCACUUGCCACGUCAGCAACAUCGACAGAUGCUGGCAGCAAUGCCAGCUCCAAGGUGAUGCGCAUGAGCUCUGUCAUCCAGUUUGCCAAGGCCUCGUAGUGGGGAGACUUCAGGCAGCAGCAGCAGCAACUAAUCAGCAUAAAGACUGUUCAACAAAUUCAAACUGAAAUUAGUUUUACUUUAAGGCUUGGACAGGUGCCAGCCUCUGAGACGACGAUGAUGAUGAUGAUGAUGAUGAUAAUGAUGAUGUUUUAUGUUUUAAUUAGCAGCGAGAAAUGCCAAAAGUAUUACUAUAUACAAAUGCAAGAAAUUUGUUUUAUUUUAAACUUGUCCUAUUAUGUUUUAAAUACUUUUAAAUCGCGUUUGCUUGAAGUUUUUUAAAUGAAUUUUGUUAAAACGUCUCAUUUGCAAUUUGUGAGUUUGGCAAUUGGUAUUAAAAGAAAUCGCAUCACGAUGCAUUUGGCAUAGACAAACAAAGAAGCCCUACCAUAAAAGAAAAACCAUAACAAUAAUAAGCUACGUACAUAAUUAAAUACAUUUAAAAUAUUUAUGCUAGUAAAGGCCAUAUUGGCAACGGCAAGAAUAAACAAUUAAUAUACAUACAUAAUUCUAAAGAAACUUAUUUAUAACUGCAACUAAAUAAGCAUAAUUAUGUAAUUAAUGCGCGCCCAUCAAAUCCCAUACAAAAUUAUAUGAUUAAGUAAUCAUCAAAAAAAUCUAUUUGAUAUGCAUUUUAUAUUUUAUAUACAAGCGAAAAUCAUAAAAAAUUCAUUUUUAAACAAAAAUCAUUAAAAUCAACAACACACACUUAAAUGUAAAACACACACACAAACACAUACAAUAUUCAACAACUAUUUUAUUAUACUUACAUAUGGAGAAUAAUGAACUGAUAAGCAAAGAGCAAGCAAGCGUAAUUAAGUUUAAAUUAAAACCAAGCAAGCAGCAUACAAAACAAAACAAUUACUUGUACUUUGUGUGUACAUCGCAUAUUCAAAUGCGCCAUAAAUAAUUUUUUGUAAACGCUAAGUAAUAUACAUAUAGUUUUAAAUUGUAGCAUGAAAUAUUAAGCGCAAGCGAAGUAAUAAAAAUCAAUUGCGAAACAAUA
This is a messenger RNA of Drosophila innubila, 4453 nucleotides long. It is a transcript of the gene Kr-h1, whose product is annotated as Krueppel homolog 1. The record is from RefSeq and is a predicted model, not a curated record. Gene Ontology annotation, biological process: regulation of transcription by RNA polymerase II. Gene Ontology annotation, molecular function: DNA-binding transcription factor activity, RNA polymerase II-specific; RNA polymerase II cis-regulatory region sequence-specific DNA binding. Lineage: Eukaryota; Metazoa; Arthropoda; Insecta; Diptera; Drosophilidae. The coding region runs from base 1003 to 3447 and encodes 814 amino acids. The transcript is spliced from 4 exons.